UUUUCGUCACUCCGCUCUACCGCUGCGCUAUGCUCAGAUCCCCCGGGCGCAACUCUGUCCACGGAAAUUCAAGCCAAAGGGGUUUUAUAGGGGCACGCCCACUUCAAGGACAUGGCAGUUGCUCCGAGCUGAAAGUCAAAGAUCCUUGGAGGUCAGUCACAGCUGAAGCCUUGCAGAGUUGGGAGCAUGGCCGGGGCAGGACUGAUUACCCCGCCGGUAUGGGCCGCUGCACCGCAGGCCCUCAUCUCGAGGGCGGGGACGUCAAGGGGCUGGCAUGCGGAGGUGCCGCGCUUCCUCUGCCACUUGCACCCGCAGAAUGGCUUAGCUGUGCGUCCGCUGCCUAGCAAAAGUUUGGCCGAGUUCCAAAAUCCAGGAAGGAGCUUUUCCCCUACCCAGGUUUCCUCGCAUGAGCGCUCAUGCAGAUCUUUUGACAUCAGAUCUGAGGUCAGCGGGCGCAGUGGGAAUUGUGCGGAGUCCUGCCAGCGCGGUGGAAGCCUGCCAGGGAAGCGAGCGCUCCCCUUUGCGGCGCCAAGUCCCCAGAGCUCAAGGGCGAGGAGUCGUUUGCAUGCCCUUGCAGGACCUUUGCUAGAUAGAUUGAGGGGUCAAAAGCGGCAUGCAACAGAGGGCGAUGAGGAUCUUCAGCUCCGGGAUCUCCUGGAAGAUCUCAAUCAGAGGAUACAAGAUCUGAAUAGUCAGUUGAGAAGCAGCCAGCGUGAAGAUGGGGGUGGAGAGGAUGGUGGCGAACGCGUGCCCUUGCUGAAGACGGUCAAUGUUCCGGCACAUCUUGUGCUCAAGAAAAGUGAGAGUGAAGCAGUGGCUGCUUCUGAGAAGAAGGGACAGGAGGCUGCCUUGGAAGAAGAGUGGACACCCUCGGCGCUGACCACGAUGUUGGUUGACUACUCAAUGAUGGUCGCGAGCAUCUGGGCAAUGAAUGGAACCAUCAAGCAAGCUCUUGGGCAACAGGUGCCUGCCGUGGCCAUGAGUGCGGUCAAUUCCAUUGGCCAACCUGCCCUCGACGCUGUCAAGAGUGUGGCGCCACCAGUGGUGAAAUACAUAGGGGAGCCAGCCAUGGUCGCUGUGCGCUAUGCAGGGAUUCCUCAGGGCAUCGGCCGUGUUUCUGAUUUCAUCCGUUCGACCCCCGAUCUCCGGGGUAGGUUGGGGGGCAACAGGAAUAGGAGGAGGCUUAGCGGCGUUGCAGCAGCAUCUAGGCUAGAUAGGCAGGGCUCGCAGUCAGUAGAUGAUAACCAGUAUGACUUCACGGAUAUAGUGUCGGCAGCUAACCGGCAGUCAUUGGAUUGUGACGACCAGGGUGAGGGCUCGGCAGCUGAUGCCAGCCCAAGCUGGUGGAAAGGCACCCUAGGCAGCUGGGAGCCCCUUCGGUGGUGGGGCUCAUCAGGAGAGGGCAAAGCAAGUGAGGAGGAGGGAGCGGCUGCAGCGCAGGACCCUCUGAUCUGGCCCCGCCUUACUGCUGCUCGAGAGGCGAGUACCGCACAAGGCAGUGGGGAGACUAGCAUACCAGAAAAGCUGGGUGAGGCAGGGGUGAUUGCUGCAGGGGAGGGAAUUCUGGGAGCAAAGGUUGCAGGUGCUCAGGAGCAGCCGUCAGAAGCACCCGGGUGGGAUGGGGGCCAAAAGGGCGAGGACCCGCAGCAGCCCCUCGGUUUCAGCUUCAGUGCGGCGGGGCUCUUGUUUCCGUAUCACCUGGGGGUGUGCCAAAAGCUUAUGGAGGCGGGCCUUCUCACGGACAAGACUCCGCUGGCUGGCAGCUCUGCCGGUGCCAUCGUUUCUGCUGCGCUUGGGGCGGGGGUGUCGCCCGUUGAAGCAUUGCAGAUGACCAAGGACCUGGCAAAGGACUGCCGGAAGAACGGGACUGCAGGACGGCUGGGAGCUGUUCUGAGAGGCAUCUUACAUGAGGUCCUACCAGAGAAUUGCCAUGAGAUGUGUAAUGGCAGAGUGCGAGUAGCGGUAACACAGCUGUUUCGGUGGCCUCGGGGCAUCCUUGUGGACGAGUUUUACUCAAAACAAGACGUCAUUGAAGCGCUGAUUACCUCCUCGUUUAUUCCUGGUUAUCUGGCCCCAGCUGCGGCGAACGUGUUUCGAGAUCGGUACUGUAUCGACGGUGGUAUGACGCUGUUCAUGCCUCCGACAGCUGGGGAGGAAACGAUCCGUGUCUGCGCCUUCCCGGCUUCUGCGUAUGGGCUCCAAGGUGUACAGAUCUCCCCCGACUGCAAUCCAGAUGGCCGUGUCAGCCUCCGACAGCUUUUGUCGUGGGCUCUUGAGCCGCCCUCCGACGGCAUUCUGGACGAGCUGUAUCUGCAAGGCCAUGCGGAUGCUGCUGUUUGGGUGAACAGUCGGACGUCUGCAAACAAGGAGGGCGCGGACUUUCAAUUGGCUCAAGUGUAGGGUCCUCGGAUGAGGCAGGUGGCCGCCUAUUGAUGGUAUAGAAAGCUAUGCUAGAAAAUGUCCGACAUGCAAAUUCAAUUGCUGGCAGCAACAUUGUACAUACUUGGCAAAAAUUGAAAGGCUUAUGCUUUACGUGAUAGACAACGGCUUACAUAGAAAGAAGCUCAUAUAGAAGAGAGUAAAGCGAAUUCGAGAUAUUUUCCAAACAACAUUGCUUGCCUAAAUCUGCACAUGAAUCUCUGCAACUUUGAUGUGUUUUGUCACUUCCACUUCGCGACAUUAGAUAAGGAAGACAAAUCUCAUCAUUGGUACACGGUUGAGAUUGGGCCAAUGACUUCCCC
This is a messenger RNA of Klebsormidium nitens, 2741 nucleotides long. The record is from the annotation of a GenBank genome assembly. Lineage: Eukaryota; Viridiplantae; Streptophyta; Klebsormidiophyceae; Klebsormidiales; Klebsormidiaceae.